AGCCCCUUCUCCACGUCCGCCGCCACUCCCUCGCCGCGGAGCGGGGCCGAGGGGGAUGCUUCGGAUCCCACCUCCGCGGGGAGCUGCGCAUUUCCGCGCGCCAGGGCGGCCCCGGCUCUGGCCGGCCCUCGCGGCGGCCGCCCGCGUUCCGCGUCCCCGGGAAGUUGUCUCCGGAGCCCGCGGCGCCUGGGUCUCCUCCCCCUGAGCCCCGCCCCCCCCCCCCGGCCCGAGCUGGGAGCCGCGAGCCGCCCGGCCCGGGGGCGUUGCCGCUCGCUCCGAAGCCAGCAAGUCUCAGCUUCCCUGCGCGGGGCGCGCGUCCCCCGCCUAGCCGGGGACCCCCGCGCACCCCCGAGACGGCGCGCGCCCAGAGCGCGGGAGCCCGGAGCGCCGGGCGCCUGGGACCCCGCGGAACCGCUGCCCAGACUGCGGGGCUCGGCAGGGAUGCAGGCUGCGCUGUGAGCCCGGGCGCCAAGGCCAUGUCCGGCGCCCGCUGCCGGACCCUGUACCCCUUCUCCGGGGAGCGGCACGGCCAGGGGCUGCGCUUCGCCGCGGGCGAGCUCAUCACGCUGCUGCAGGUCCCAGACGGCGGCUGGUGGGAAGGCGAGAAGGAGGACGGGCUCCGCGGCUGGUUCCCGGCGAGCUACGUGCAGUUGCUGGAGAAGCCUGGAAUGGUCCCCCCUCCACCGGGAGAGGAAAGCCAGACCGUUGUCCUUCCACCGGGCUGGCAGAGCUACUUGUCCCCUCAGGGCCGGCGCUACUAUGUCAACACGGCCACCAAUGGGAAACUGCCACCAGAGAACGGAGAGGAUGGAAACACAGAAAGUGAGAUUUGGUGGGAAUCACAGAUGUGUGUGCCAAGGCAGAACGUGGAUUCGGAGACCACCUGGGAGCGUCCCAGCAGUUCUCCUGGGAUUCCAGCCAGCCCUGGCCCUCACAGAAGCUCUCUGCCUCUGACAGUGAAUGGAUACCACACGUCAGGGACCCCAGCGCACCCUCCUGAGACUGCCCACAUGAGUGUCCGAAAAUCCACCGGUGAUUCCCAGAACCUGGGAUCCUCGUCACCAGGCAAAAAGCAGAGCAAGGAAAACACCAUCACGAUAAACUGCGUGACAUUUCCUCACCCAGACACGAUGCCGGAGCAGCAGCUGCUCAAACCAACCGAAUGGAGCUACUGUGACUAUUUCUGGGCUGAUAAGAAGGACCCCCAAGGCAACGGAACCAUGGCUGGGUUUGAACUGCUGCUUCAGAAACAGCUGAAGGGCAAACAGAUGCAGAAGGAAAUGUCAGAGUUCAUCCGGGAAAGGAUAAAGAUUGAAGAAGAAUAUGCAAAGAACUUAGCUAAGCUGUCUCAGAACUCCUUGGCUGCCCAGGAGGAGGGCUCCCUGGGAGAAGCGUGGGCGCAGGUGAAGAAGAGCCUUGCCGACGAGGCCGAAGUUCACCUCAAGUUCUCCGCCAAGCUUCACAGUGAGGUGGAGAAGCCCCUCAUGAACUUCCGCGAGAACUUCAAGAAGGACAUGAAGAAGUGUGACCACCACAUUGCAGACCUCCGCAAGCAGCUCGCCAGCCGCUAUGCCGCGGUGGAGAAGGCCCGGAAAGCCCUCACGGAGCGGCAGAGAGACCUGGAGAUGAAGACCCAGCAGCUGGAGAUAAAGCUGAGCAACAAGACGGAGGAGGACAUCAAGAAGGCGCGGAGGAAGUCCACACAGGCGGGAGAUGACCUCAUGCGCUGUGUGGACCUCUACAACCAGGCCCAGUCCAAGUGGUUUGAAGAGAUGGUGACCACCACGUUGGAGCUGGAACGGCUGGAGGUGGAGAGGGUGGAGAUGAUCCGGCAGCAUCUGUGCCAGUACACGCAGCUGCGGCACGAGACGGACAUGUUCAACCAAAGCACAGUCGAGCCUGUGGACCAACUGCUUCGAAAAGUGGACCCAGCCAAAGACAGGGAGCUGUGGGUCAGGGAGCACAAGACGGGCAACAUCCGCCCCGUGGACAUGGAGAUCUAGACACACGGCCUGGGGGGUCCUGCCGAGGAGGGGCUGGGGUCCCACGCAGAGGAGGUGGCACUCCUGCCGGGGGGGGACCUGCUCCCAAGCGGGGCUGCCCUCCCACCCGCUCUCCUGGUCCACUGAGGAGAGGGGACAGUGAAGCCAGAAGGGCGGCCCGGAUGGCCCCAUGGGGAGCUCCCCAGUGUUCCCAGGCUGAGAAGAUGGAUCCACAGCCCUGCCCUUGUCUCCGAGGUUGAAGCCCCCCCAAGUCCCAUGCCGUGCUUGCCACUCCGAGAACAAACCGAGGCUGGAACGUUGUGGUCCCUGCUGAGCACCAGAGAGGUCCCCUCCCCACCCAGAGCCAGCUGUGUCACACGCUCACGCCCCUGGAAGCCCCAAGGCCCUUCCUCCAGCCAGCCCGCUUGUCUCCAGGGCUUUGGAAGGGCGGGGGAGAGAGGUCUCUGUCUCCAAGCCAAGUGUCAGGAUCAGAAUCGUGGAUAGAAGGCACCUUUCAGCUCAACAGCCCGCACCCAGAAUCCUUUGCAGCAGCCCUCCCUCUUUGUUUUUCCCCAUUGCAUAUUCUGGGAGCCCACAUCCUGGCUCUUCUCUGCUACUUUUCAUCACUGGGAGUCUUGGGAAGAAUGCCUGCCUCCUGUUUUCCCAGACCGACCCUGCCUGCAGAGGUCAGGAGGGAACUACCUCAUUCAGCAAAUUCGCCCCAAGUUGGAGCAUGGAAUCGUGUUUCCUAUUAGAUCGGGCAUCAAUGUCACGUGCUGUCUCUGGGCAGCCCCGUCCACCCAGCCCACGGCCGCUUCCUCGGGUGAGCUCCCUCUUCCACCCUCGCUUGUCCUGGGGGCUGGGUCAGUCCCAUGUUGGAGAUGGGUUGGGGCAAGUGUCUAUCGCCCCCCAGAUGGCCCCACCUGCCUACGCACAGCGGGGUCGGGACCACCGUCUCGUGUAUGGCUCUCACUGGCAGGCACUGUGCAGGCAUCGCAGACUCUCGUAGCCGCAGUACGUGUCACCAGGCAGUCUGGCACCUUGGCCUCUCAGCUCCUGCACGUUUCAAAUCCCCGCACGGAGCCCCUGCUUGGUGCUGCUACCCCCUUGCCCUUUGCCCACCUCCCCAUUCCUGGGAGAGCCUGGUCUGAGUGUGACCUGGGAAGCUUUGGCACCGCCAUCGGGUCCUCACUCAUCACUUUCUCCCUUACGUGUUAAAUCUUGAGAAUCAGCUCGAGGCCACGGGAGGAAGAAAAGGGCUGAAGGAACCCGCACCCUGAGAACCCAUCUUUCCUGUUAAUCUUUCCCUUGAUUACUUCGGAUUCACAGGACUCACGUGUUUCUCGUGAGGGCAGAAGGUAACUCACUGGUCCUUCUCUCUGCCGUCCAUGCUGGUAACCGAUGACUUGUUAUUCUUGACUCUUUUGGCACCUCUGCCUUUUGGGUCACUGUGGCGGCCUCGUAGUUACGGUAGAAAGAGGCCGUAUAGCCUAAAGCAAACCAAGCUUUGCCAGUAUUUUUAUUGAAACAUCCCAACCAGAAAGGUCAGCAGGAAGGCCUUCACCAACAUGGAGGCCAGCAGGACGGAUGUGUGUCUGGCAUGGAGAACCGCUCCUGGUCUGAAGUUGGGCCAUGACACCAGCUGCCAGUUUGGGGAUUUCAUUUCUUUGGUUUCUCUGUCAAAGAUCGGUGCUAGUAGUAAUUGCUUUGUGGCUUAGUAAACUAAUUUGUGGGCGAUUUCCCGACAUUCAAAGCCAACAGCCUUGUCAUUGACGCAGAUACUUUGAGUGUGAUAUCGCUCGUUGAUUUUGUUUUCUCAUCCCCAUCUGAGGAUUCCGGAGUCUUCUGUGCUUCCCUGGGGCUCUCUUGCCUCUCUCAGGGUAGCCCAAGUUGGCCCCUUGUGGGCCAGUCUAUUUUCUGAAGUCAUUCUUUCCCCCUCAUCCUUUUCCCUCGGUUUCGUUAGCCCUUCCACAUCUUUUUUCUUUUUUCUUCCCUCCUUUAUUCAUUCAUCAGGCAUUUAGCUGAGCCUGGGCAAUGUGCUAAGAUCUAGGGACAAGCUAUGGCCCUGUCAUCCGGGAAGCCCACAGUCUCUUGUUUGGUAUAGACUUGUCUUUUCUCCAGGGGUCUUGCAGGUCAGUAACUUUGGCAUUCACAUACAGGUACUCUCUGCAGAAUUUAGGUUUGCAGAGACACUGUCUGUUGUGCUGAUAGCUCUUCUUUCAUUCGUUCCCUCAUUCACUCAUUCAUUCAUUUAAUCGGCAGACACUUGGGGCAAGCCAGGCAUUGUGCCGGUACUAGAAAUGUAGCUGCGUACCAGACAGGCACUCCGCCCCCGGCCCCCCUCUAUUCUCCAUGUGGAAGGGGGAUGUUUUCAGACCUUUCUGGGGAAUGAGAAGCUUGCACCCCUUCCACAUUUAACCCACUGGGAGCCUGUAAUCAUAAUACAAACUACUGCCAUGCGGCAUUUACCCAGGGACAGAGAAACCAGGCAGCAACAAGAGUAUAAUCACCUGGUCCGCCAGACCCUCCAUGGCUCAUAUCCAACUCAAAGUUCAGAGAUAUGUUUUAAAUAAUUCUUCUCACUUUACAAAGAGGAAGAAUGAAGCCGGAGGACGGCCAGUGAGAGCCGUGAAAUGAACAGCGAAUUACAAGCAGGGCUGGAGUCCGUAUGUUAACAGGGUUCCGCAUGUGGGUGAAAUCAGAGUUAGGAUGAAGAGUCUGGAAUACCUAAAAGCGCGCUUCAGAGGGACCCUCGGCCCCGGCGGUGGUUUGGGUUUGGGUUUGGGCUUUGGCGCGUAGGUUAUAGGAGGGUCUGCCUGGCUUGAUUCAGGGUGAGUCGCCCCAGGCCAUCCUUGAGCACAUCCGUUGUUCCAUUUCUGAGGACAGGUGAGCCUCUUCUACCUGGGAGACACGGGUGCACUUCGUUUUGUCUGUGAUAGCCCUGAUUUUUUACAAAACAGUCUCUAAAACAAAAGUGAGUUGCCACGAAAACCUCCAGGAAAAGCUACUUGUUCCUCUCCAUUUUUUUUUUCUCUUGCUUUUGAUCAGUAUUGCAAAGCCCUGGCCAGCUGAGCCACAGGGACGGCUGCCCCGAGGUUCUGCCCGUGGAACCGCCUUGGGCCUCCUUUCACUGGGGCUGAUUAAUGAUCGAAGCAAACUCAGGAACCAGGGGUUUGUUUCUGUUCCCUUUGUGAAAACCAAUCCAUUACGAGAUUAGGGGAUGGGUGCAGAGAAAUCCUGGUGGAGCCAAAGCCCCCUUCUUGGCAGUUCAAGCCAUGAAAUUCAAAGGACGUCAAAGACCUCAGCUUGUUUAAGUGAUUUUACUUCCAGCUGUGAGUGGCCUUGACAAGGAGAGUUUAAACAGGAUUCUGCAGACCUGCUGCUGACUAUGUAGGUAGGGAAAGCCUCGGACAAAUGUUAAGUGGGGCGCAGACCAGCGGCCGGCUUCCUUAGCCGGCAUACUGUCUUAUUUCCAUAAACCUCCCCGCCCCUACAAGUCCCCCUGCCUUUUCUUUUUACAAGUUUAUUGAGAUCUUUGACGUUUGGUAUCGGGGGUUCAUUGACAUACAGUAUAAUUCACCCUUUUGAAGUCUACAGUUCAGUGAAUUUUGACAAAGGUACACAGCCUUGUAACCAGCACCGAAAUCAACGUGGUAUUUCCAUCACUCCAGAACAUCCCCUCAGGCUCCUUUGAUGUCCAUCCACUCCUCCCACCCCCAGCACCUGGUGACCACUGAUGGAUUUUCUGACCCUGCAGAUUCGCCUUUUCUAGAAUGUCGUAGAAGUGGAGCCACACUGCAGUAGCCUUAGAGUCUGGCCUCCGUCACUCGGCCCGUUGCCUCUGCGUCACCUUGUGGCUGGAUGUCAGGAGCUUGUCCCCUUAUAUCUCCAAGUAGCAGUCCGUUGCAUGGGUGCAUCCUUGCUUUUAAAAUGAGUUGUCUGCCCCCGAAGUUCCUGGCCUGGGGUCUUAAGCUCGUUUGCACGGCUACUUUCAGCCAGCGGCGCCCACGAGCGGUUCUUGGGGCUCACGCCUGCGUUUUCGGAUCGUUUUAGGUUUUUGACAAUGCAGAAAGCUGCUGGGGUCAGGGGGAGGGGGCGGGCAGGGUCUCCACUGCCCUCCAUUUCCGCUGGCAUCUCAGCUGGUAGUUCUGCUUGCUUCUGGGGACCCUCCCUUCAACUCGCCCAGUCCCUGCCAUUUGGUGAGGGUUAGAGGGUGUGGAAGGUGGGUGGAGGGAGCGUGGAUGAGAAGACAGGGAGCCCAUCACCACCCUCUCCUGGAUCUCUGUUCCUUCAUCGGCAGACUGAAGGUGUUCGUUCUAGACGGUCUCCCAGGCCUCCUCCAGCUGCUGCGUUCUGUCUCCUCCCCUUGGCACCUCCAGUUUUGUACCCUGUGCCCACGUCAUGCCCAAUCUGUGUCCCGUCAGCACGGCUGUGCGUGAUGUCACCUAACACCCUCAUGAGAGGGAUACCCAGGCGCUUCUCUGUUCAGACACAAAAACUUACGAGUUUCGUGAGCUGUUGAGAAUGAGGUAGUUCCUCCUUGGACCCCUAAAGAAAGCAGAAGCCAUUAAUUUUCCUCCACCAAGUUUUGACACCAUGUCCUGAAAGUCACUUCCAAGGAGCAUAAACAGGCAUGAAGACACGGCCCCCUCCCUUCAGGUGCUUGUCGCUGCCGGAACUUUGCUCACCUGGCCUGUGCCCUCACUGUACUGGAUGGUGGCAGAGAGAGGGCCACACCCAGCUGACACUGGUCAGCUCUGGGCCUGACCCCCAAGGUAAGAACUCCUCCAGGCACAUCCUGAUCGUGCCCUGCUCAGUGAAAGUUGAGCCCCGGAAGGCAACCAGCACCUCUCCCAGCAAAUGGAAGACAUUCUUGGGUCCAGGCCAGGUGAAGGUAUGGGCCAUGGAACCCAAGUCACAGGGCCCCACGCUGCCAGGGACCACGAAAGACUUUCACACCAUGAAAGUCAUUCCUGUCGGGCCUUUCCUGAAAGUGAGGGACCCAACUCCCCUUUCCUGGUUUGGGUGAGACCGAGACAAGAGACAAAAACCAAUGUUCCAUUUCCCCUAACCCCCUAGAUGCUGGGGCGUGGCUGUUGGGUGCCUUUGUUGGGAGGUGCCUCUGAGGGAAGAGGGGCUGUGAUGAACUUGGAUCUCUAUGUGCUGUUCAGGGGAAUUGACCCUUUGUGUCUGAGGGAAAUUCCUAAUGGGAUUGCAGCGGUGGGAUGCAGGGGGUCAGGCACAUGCGUGCUCUCCUAGGGACAGUGUGACAUGGGGAUGAGGAAGGAAAGCAUAUGGUACCAGGGCAAGAGCACCGGACUGGCCCUGCUCUGCUGUCUCAUUUGUCCCAUAACCUGAAGUUAAGUCACAUCCCCUCCCGGGACCCGUGUGUUACCGAGUGGAGUUGCUCCCCAUCCGGCGCCACACGCGGCAGCAGACUGGCUCUCGGGACUGUGGCCUCCAGGCAGCCAUGUGGACCCAGGGACAGUCAUUCAAAGGGACACGAGCCAUCCUUGGUGACAGGGGCCCCAAAUUUGCAUCUCUGCCCUUAGGAAGGAGAUGAAGGGGGUGGGCAGCCCUUUCACAAACGAGCACAUCAGCAAACCCCAUGAAAGUGGAAUUUUCUAACAGACUUGCUUGUUUGCUCUGUUUUCUGUAACUUUUGCUAAAUACUUUAUACAUUUUUAACGUUAAACAGCGGUGUCUCCUCCAGCAUUCCUCCUCCCAGAAUGAAUGUGUUUACUCCACACUGUAUAUCCUCCCAUCCCCUGGCUGCCUAGAUCAGUAAAUAAAAUUGAUGUACUAUAAUUUAUAAGUAACACUCUUGAAACUCUGAUCCCUAUGGAGGCUGUAAUCCACCCUUCCCACCCUGUCCCCACCCCACCCGAGCCCCGUAAUAGCAUUUGUGUGUAUUAAUGCUGAAAAGUUAAAUGUUUAAAGGGUUUAAAUUUUGAAGGCGUUUGCUAUAUAUAAUUGUUCUGCAUUAUUAUAAAGCAUUUUCAGGAAGUUAAA
Orcinus orca (killer whale) is the source of this 7994-nucleotide messenger RNA. It is a transcript of the gene GAS7, whose product is annotated as growth arrest specific 7. Gene Ontology annotation, cellular component: actin filament; plasma membrane; cytoplasm. Bases 477 to 2003 code for a protein of 508 amino acids. Gene Ontology annotation, biological process: neuron projection morphogenesis; actin filament polymerization. The record is from RefSeq and is a predicted model, not a curated record. The transcript has 15 exons. Lineage: Eukaryota; Metazoa; Chordata; Mammalia; Artiodactyla; Delphinidae. Gene Ontology annotation, molecular function: actin filament binding.